UGGAAGUUAGCUGGCAGUCUGAGUGUGUGCGUGUGCACAUGCAUGUAUUAUUACACAGGUUUACGUGUGUGUGUGUGUGUGUGUGUGUGUGUUGUAAGCAUGUUGGCCACUUCUCGGGUCAACCUCACAGACCCGUGUGUGCUGUCUGUGCGGCUCGUCGCAGUCACGUUUGUAGGAAGGACCGCUCGCGACCGUGAUUAAAAUUUGAUGCCUGCUUUGAGGUGCAGCAGUUUCCAGGUCAGCUGUGAGAGCCACCGUGGGGGCUCUGUUAUAUUCCCGCCGGAGGGGAGCAGUGUUUCGGCCAGACAUUCAGUCAUUAUGAUACAUUUUGUAUGUUUUUUUGCGAGCCCAUUCAACAAGGCUUCCUCCUGUUUCGCUCAAUAAUCCAAUUGUACAACAAGGGGCUUCCACCCGGAAUAACAAGCUAAUAACACCAUGUCUCGUCUCCGUGCCUCUCAACGCCAUCAUCAGUCUGCACGCUGUGUUUCAGGCUGCAGAAGUGCCGCUGACAGCCUUGCAGUUUAUCCUCAAAAGCCACACAAUUGCUAUCAUAAUCCUAUAAUAUUAUUUUUUUACAGCGCCAGUUUAGCGACAUUGCAUCCCUUUAUAAUGGGUCCAUCUCCUUGUGAUGGCGCUAAUAUCCCCUCAGGGACCUGAAGUGUGCCUGUGUGUCUAUAUUAAGUUGCAUCUCUUCGCUACAAUGUUUCCACAGGGACUUGUAGUUGUGUUGUGAUAUUUCUAACAGUCUCCACUCAAGUUCUCCCGGCCGGUUGUUUCGUUCUGAACUCGUUUCAAGGAACAAAAUAUGUGCACUUCUCUAAAAUCGUGUGUCUUUUUUUAAUGCUGCCACAGUUGCACAGGACUGUUUGCAGCCACGUCCUGGCAGACCACCAGACCAGACCGCACGCGAAGCUCACGAGACUGACACCGGAUAAGGACGCUAUCUUUGCAAACCGAAUCAAUCUGAGCAAAAACAUGGACCCGGUGUGAUCGCGUCGAUGAAGGAGGUGAAAUCUGCUGCGUGUGUUUUGCAACAGUCCGAGAGGCAAAAACAAAAAGGGGGGGGGGGGGGGGUGGAUCGAGGAAGGGACGCCGUGAUUUCCUCCGUGUUCCGCCCACGGCUCUGGUUCUUUGCGCCGCCCCUUCUCCGGGAACACCGAGUCAGGGAACUGAGCCGCUUCCUUCCACUCGGAUUGUUGUAAACACUGGACAUUUUUAAAUGUCUCCACACCGCAGUCUGCCUGUGGGUAAACCCUCCUCUAUUACCACUGGGUUUUUAACAAUUCUUUUGUUUUAGAGUUUGCUUUCAUAAUCAUUUUCUGACCUGGCCCUAUAGUUCAGAACUUUUGAUACUUUGUGUGUACAGCCUGAUAGACCCCAUGUGUCUCCAGGCUCCACAUCAAAGGUAAAUCUUUUUUUACAACAUGAGGAACUUAACCCGACACAGACAGUAGCCUGUAGCUCUUUCAAUCCUCUUCCCAGAACUCACUUUUAAUUUAAAAACCAUAAUCUCUAAUUGCCUUGUUUGAUAUUUAUUUAUUUAUAGACAGACAGACUCUUUACGGGGUGUUUGGGUCACCUUCGCAACUCUCUUCAUCCUUAUAUAACCUGGCAAGACUGUAACAGCACAUUCCUAGUACAGGAUGAGCCUGGGGAAUUUUUCACUCCUCUCUUCCAUUAACUACGACACACACACACACACACACUCCUGAAUUACUUUUGUGCUUCCCCACCUUUCUGUUAAUUGUUGAGUCUCAACGGUACGUUUUCCAUAUUUGCUCUGUAGGCAGCAGCCACGAUUAGAUAAGUGUGUGUGCUGUGUUUGAGCACAUGGAUGUGUGUGUGCUUCUGUGCUCCUCUGUGAGUCACGGGGUGUAUGACUGUAUACGUUUUGUUUACCCAGCCUGCAUCUCGGGUUAAUUUCCUGUGGCGCGCACAAUAGACUGGAGCCGAUGCUAUCCGUGCCUUAUCAGCACUGUGCUUUCCAGUGUCUGAACCACAUCACAGGUCUCAUCGCCGAUAGGACCUGGUGGCACGGAGUGAAGGUACAAGUAGCACAGUCACGCUGGUGAGCCAAAAGUCUGUAUCUCGCACAGACAUCUUCCGCCUAAUGUGUUCUCCCCAAGUGUAAUCGGUCGCUCGGUUAAUUGAAAAAUCUCCCUUAUUCCAAUAUCACGUGUGCAGGAUUAGUUGAUUUUUUUCUCUCUUGAGGGAAAGGUGUUGCACACGGUCUGACGUCGGCAAAACUGACCCACAAAUCAAGUUCUACAAGUGCCAAUUAUGUUUAUUAUUUUACACACCUGUAGAAAUCACUUGGAUAAAUAUGUUUGAAUCAGCACUAAACCGUCAUAAUGAUUAGUCAUCAAUAUCAUGUGUCUGCACGCGGAAAUAAGCCAAAACACUAAUGACACGUUGCUCAAAACCAAACAGCAACGAUGAGUCAUUAAGGUAUUUGGUUCUCCUCAUGAUUUCUGUCAUAUAAUUUGUAUUCUAGCAGAUUUCUUUCCUGGUUUUGUCAGCCAAUUCUUAUUUUCUUAUGACUAUUUGUAUAUUUAUGUAAUAUAGGAAAUACAUUAUGUUGUUUUUUAAUUAACAUGGAAAUUGUCACUUGAGAUGUUCACACAGCUUCUUUGAAUAUUCAAAUUACAUAAUGGUUUUGCAGAAACAACACAUACAUUUUAAUCACAUACAACACACAAUUUCCUAUUUCCGGAGCGUUGCUGUUACUGUCGUCACGACAAAGCAGCUGUGAAGGUUAAAAAAAGCCGACCGGUGAAGCCCUUACAUCAUCCCCUUACAUCUUCAGACAGAUUAUGUGCAGAGUGAGUUCAGCUCUCCCCUUCAGCUGCGCUGUCGAGAUGCGUGUUACCCCCGGACAGCACCAGUGAGUCCUCUCCAGCCACAUCAUAUCACCACGAGCCUGACGGGAACCGAGAGGAACGGAGAAUAACAACAUUAAGGAAUUGAGCGGAAUGCGUUUUUCUGAGGCGAGACACGAACUUUGUAGAAUUCGACUCCCACGCUGAAACACCGGCCGGCUAAGUAUAGGUCAUCCCUUCAUCCCAGGCCUCGCAGAUUUACUGGCUGCCUUUAUUUAAAAGGAUGCCGUAUUGAUUCCGGCUUUCUGACAAAGCACAUUGAUUCCAGUGAGGUUUUUGGAAAGGCCUUGAUCACCGCUAUGUCAACACUGCAUCAGGAUAUUUCAAGUCAAAAAGGACUACAGUAGUAGUUUUUAUUUUUUUUGGGACAUCCAUCUUACAUUUUUUGAGUUUCUGCGUACUUUUAAGAAUGUAUUUUUGAUCCGCUUGAUUUCCUCAUUUUCGUCUCCACAGUAUAUACACACACACACACACCGUAUUCUCUCACCAUGUACGGUAGCUCCCGUUCCGUCUCAAAGCUGGAUGUCGUUGGGUCCAAUGGCAACGGGUCGGUGUCCGGGAGCCCCAGUCGCUCCCCGCGCCUCCCACGCUCCCCGCGCCUCGGACACAGGCGAAACAGCAGCAGCAGCUCCACCGGCGGACUCACCGGCAACUGUAAAACCCUGUCCAUGGAGAACAUCCAGUCUCUGAACGCCGCCUACGCUACGGGGGGUCCCAUGUACUUCUGUGACACCGUCGACGACUCAAUCGGCAUCGGGAGCCUGGGCAGCGGGCUGAACCCCUCGCUGCCCAAAAGCACCAUGACCCUGGGCAGGGCCGGGGCCAGGAUCCCCUACGGGGUCAGGGCGGCCAUCAUGGGGAGCAGCCCUAAUAUAAACACUGGAGGCGGUGUGAUGCCCAGCGAUGCCAUAGCAUUUGGGGGGGAGCUGCAAAACCAGCUUCAACAGGCGGCUACUGUGCCUCAUUCCAUGAGACAGGUGAGAGACGGGGCGAUGUCAGACCUGCAGACACAGUUAAGAGAAGUGCUGAGAGAGAACGAACUGCUAGGCAGAGAACUGGAGGCGAAAGAGUCCAAGUUGAGCUCCUCUAUGAACUCCAUUAAGACGUUUUGGAGUCCAGAGCUGAAGAAAGAGAGGGCGCUGAGGAAGGACGAAGCCACAAAGAUGGCCGUGUGGAAGGAACAGUACAGAGUGGUGCAGGAGGAAACACAGCAUUUUCAGUGCUCCAUCCAGGCUUUACAGGACGAGCUCCGAAUCCAGCGAGACCUCAACCAGCUCUUCCAGUCCGACUACACCGAGUCUGUUCACCUCGCCAACCAGCCCAUCUCCCCUCAGGACAUGACGGAGGAGAACUUCCUGCGUCUCCACGGCGAGUAUGAGCGGCAGGUGAAAGAGCUCUUCCUCCUGAGGAAGACCGUGGAAGAAAUGGAGCUGAGGAUAGACACACAGAAACACACGCUAACUGCCAGGGACGAAUCCAUAAAGAAGUUGCUGGAAAUGUUGCAGAGCAAAGGCCUGUCGUCACGGGCAACCGAGGAGGACCACGAACGAACGAGGCGACUGGCCGAUGCUGAGAUGACCAUCCACCAGCUGGAGGGCCUAAUGGAGCAAAGAGACAAGGAGACGCUACAACUCAGAGAGGAGCUGCACAGGAGAUACGAAGCAGCUCCAGAAUCAACAAAGACCAAGGCCUUGCAGACGGUCAUCGAAAUGAAGGAUGCGAAGAUCAGCUCGAUGGAGCGCGGCCUGAGAGAGCUGGAGGAGGAGGUGAACAUGCUCAAGUCCAACGGGGCUCUGAGCAGCGAGGAGAGGGAGGAGGAGAUCAAACAGAUGGAGGUCUACAGAUCCCACUCCAAGUUCAUGAAGAAUAAGGUUGAGCAGCUGAAGGAGGAGCUGACUCGCAGCCAAUCGGAGAAGGAGGAGCUAAGGCAACGAGCCAAUGAGCUCCAGCGGGAGGCGUCCGCAAUUGAACAAGCAAAGCAGGAUCUGGGUCGUAAGGACAGCGAGCUUUUGGCUUUCAGGACCAAACUGGAAACUCUGAACAAUCAGUUUUCUGACAGCAAACAACACGUGGACGUACUCAAGGAGUCCCUCACUGCCAAGGAACAGAGAGCCGCUAUACUGCAGACCGAGGUGGAUGCGCUGCGUCUCCGUCUAGAGGAAAAGGAGUCCCUCCUCGCUAAAAAGAGUGGGCAGAUAUCAGAGCUGACGGAGGAGAAAAGCACUCAGCAGGGCGAGAUCAGCGACCUCAAAGACAUGCUGGACGUCAAGGAACGCAAAGUCAACGUGCUGCAGAAGAAGAUAGAGAACCUCCAGGAUCAGCUGAGAGAUAAAGAGAAACAGCUGGGCGGACUGAAAGGCAGAGUCAAGUCUUUACAGACGGACACCUCAAACACAGACACAGCACUGGGGACACUGGAGGAGGCUCUGGCCGAGAAGGAGCGGAUCAUCGAGCGGCUGAAAGACCAGCGGGAGAGGGAGGAAAGAGAAAAGGGGGACGAGAUGGAGUCCAGCAAGAAGGAGUUGAAGGAGUUGAGGGAGAAAGUCUCCCAUCUGCAGGCUGACCUGGCUGACCGUGAGACUUCAGUGUUGGAUCUGAAGGAGAAGGCUUCCUCUCUGGCUUCGUCCACUCUGAAGAAGGACAGCAGGCUGAAGAGUCUGGAGAUCAGCCUGGAGCAGAAGAGAGAGGAGUGCGUCAAACUGGAGAACCAACUCAAGAAGUCUCAGGGUGCAGCGGCAGAUUCCCAGGCCAACACUGAACUCUCCGAACGCAUCUCCUGCCUGGAGCAGGAAGUGACCCGAAACAAAGAGGAUGCUGGGAAGGCCCAGUCCGAGGUGGAACGACUUCUGGAGAUCCUGAGGGAGAUGGAGGACGAGAAGAACGACAAGGAGAAAAAGAUCACCGAUCUGGAGAGAAAUCCCUCUGCCUCUCAUCUGUGGCGUUCUCAGCAAUCGCGAAAACAGGCCCCUCCCCCCGCUGCCUCUCAGCAGCCAAUGGGGGGGCUGGUGUGGGACUACCUGGGCACUCUUGCCUCAAGGCAGAUGAAGGACCAGUCGAAGAAGGUGGCCAACCUGAAACACAAGGAGCAGCAGGAGAAGAGCCGGACCGCCCAGCUGAUGGACGACGCCAAGAAGAGAGAGGACAAUCUGAACGAAAGCUCCCAGCAGAUACAGGACUCCCUCCGUCAGAAGGAGGAGCGCAUUGAGGAGCUGGAGGAGGCGCUGAGGGAAAGUGUUCAGAUCACUGCGGAGAGGGAGGUGGUGCUCGCCCAGGAGGAGCAGGCCCGCACACACUCCGACAAUCAGGUGGAGGAUCUGCUGGUUGCGAUGGAGAGGGUGAAACAGGAACUGGAGGUGAUGAAGGCCAAGCUGUCAUCAACUCAGCUCUCACUGUCCGAGAAGGAAGGUCACCUGACCGCCCUGCGGGCCGAGAGGCGGAAGCACCUGGAGGAGGUCCUGGAGAUGAAGCAAGAGGCCCUGCUGGCAGCUAUAAGUGAGAAAGACGCCAACAUCGCCCUGCUGGAGCUUUCCUCAUCUAAGAAGAAGAAAACCCAGGAUGAGGUGGCGUCUCUGAAGAGGGAGAAGGAUGGUCUGGUUCAUCAGCUCAAACAGCAGACUCAAAACCGGAUGAAGCUGAUGGCGGACAACUAUGAGGACGACCACCUGAAGGUCUCCACUCCAAACUCAGAGCUGCCCAACAAUCACAAGCCCUCCCCAGAUCAGAUUCUCUCUCCUCUCCUGGAUCUCAAUCAGAAUCGCAGUAAACUGAAGCUGUACAUCAGCCACCUGACCUCACUGUGUCAGGAGCGAGACCCGAUCAUACUGCAGGACUCCGCCCCGCCCCCCGCCUAUCACCGCUCUGACUCCGCCUCCUGGCAUACGCAGGUGCACAGCAUGACACAGGAACAGUUGGAGGCGGAGUUGGCGCUGUGCGAGAGGGAGGGGGCGGAGCUCCAGGAGUACGCCAAUCAGGUCCUGCAGCAGAUCGCCGAACGAUGCCCCGACAUUUUGGAACAAGUGGUCAACGCUCUUGAGGACAGCUGCUGACACACGAGUGCACACACGCUGACAGAAACACAAACUAUACAUUAAUUAGCACGCAAAUUCAGAAGGCAAGUGAACACACACACACACAGGACCAUGAGAAGUCUCUAGAAAACGCCCAUAAUCCCCUGCUACACUAAUUAAUUGACUUUCACUUCCACCUGCUCUUCUUCAUCUAAUUUUUGGAAAAAUUCACGUCGUUACUGAAAAAUACUCUUCCAAUGUGUCUUUAGUCUCUCUCACUUUUAACACACAGUGCCAGCUGAGGGAAAUAUGGUUCAUUUUUCAGCUCAUAGGCCUUUGUUGGCAUGCAAGUUAAUUGGAAAUUGUUAAUGUUUUUUGAGGCAUUGAACACGUAUUUUCCAAAACUACUUGGAAACAGAAGGAGCAUCGCUGCUCUCGCCAUCUGUGACACUUUGCAGCGGCCAUCUUGUGUCCUUCCAGGCAAAUCGGCAGACUUGUUAACGUGACUUGAUGCAUUUCAUUUGGGGGGGGGGGGGGAUAUUUUCAAACUGUCGGGAAAAAAAAGGGUGAAAGUGAGUCGAGCUUGCCAGGUUCCUUCUGAUGCCAGACUUACACGCUGUUACCACAUUGUUAUUUGAUUGGUUCACAUUCAAAAGUGUGUUUAUUUCAGCUGCCUUUCAUUCUUUACAUCAUUUGCUGCUAUAUCUUUUUAACUUUUAGUUUCUCUUCUUUCUUUUUUUCAUGCCUUGUUGGGUUUUUUUUUCUUUUUCUGAUGAAACAUCCCAACUUGCAGUUACUUUCAGCAGUAACCUCCAGAUAGUUGUGUAUAUUGUAAAGAGAGAACUUUAAUUAACAGCCUUUGUCAGGAGAUCGUGAUACUUUUAUGUGUCUUUUUUCCCCCAUUAUUGAUGGAAGGCACACACACACACCACAAUACAUCUCGCAAUACUCCCUUUAUUAAAACACACCGGUGACGAUGUUUGCUGUUUCUUUUUAAACCGAAGAAACACAUCCAGUCAUGGUGUCCGUGCUGAAAUUAGGUUGUGUUCAGACAAUCCCUCACCUACCAUUCUGUGACAAUCCUUUUAGAGUUAUGGAGAAAUCUGAGUUAAUAUUCCCUUAUUGAAGCAUCUUGUCUUUCAUGGGAGGUAGGGAAUAUAAAAUAAUUAUUGCUUUUGGUAAUAUAUAUCUAAAACACAUCUUGUUUAAUUGAAAAUAUUGUCAUGUAUUGGUUGGUAUGUUGCAUAAUGUGUAAAAGAAAAAAAAAAAAUUGGUGAUUUGCAAGUAACCACAGAUUAGUUCUGUAAGCAGGAGACUGUUAUUGGGAACGUAUAUAUUGCACGUCCACGAGGCUCUGUGUCCACCGGGAACACUUUCUUCUUCUUGUAGUUUACAGUGCGAACACUCUGCUGCAUGUCUCCCACAGCGCUGACAGUCUUAGCAAGACUUCAGCGCUAACAGCACCAAGCAUUAGAGGUUCCAUUUGUUUCAACUUCAAUCAAAAGCUCCUCUAACAGGUUCUUUUUUUUAGUGCUAAUAAGACUGUCGAGAGUGCUGAAAGUGUGACUUUGGGCCACAUGCAACUGUUUAGCGCUGCUCCCUUAAAAGAAAUACCUGGUGGAGACAAAGCCUAAAGAUGGAGAUUUACACUGCGCUCAAAUCUGAUUCUACUCCAUCAUAACGCUUUCAUUUUCUGCACCUAAGAUGUGUACUAAAAAAAAGCCCAAAUGGGUGUAAAUGAGGAGUUUCAUUCCAUAAUAUUACAUGUCUGUUCUCAUAUGUUAGCAGUUUGAAAUUGCUCAAGGCUCCAAUGAUCAUGAAUAGUUUGUGUAACUUUGACAAAUGCUUCUUAUUUUGGAAUGAAACUCCAUCAGAUAUGAGCUUGUGUUGUAGAUCCAGUAUUUUGUCGUCUGUUUUAUACUGAUAAUGUUUUGGAUCGGUGGUGACUGGGACUCACCGGGACUUUGUUGUGGAUUGAAAAAUGAUAAAAUGGAAUAAAAUAUGGAUUUAUCUUUAUGAUGUUGUGGAAGGAUCCUGUCUGUGAUUUGAUCUUUUCUCUUAUUGUUUCUUGUUUGAAGGAUUUUUAUAGACUAGAAGAAGGUGAAGACAACAAAAAUAAGCCAUAAAAAAUAAACAGAAAUAUUCUUUCUCGUCUUGUGAACCCUCGGAUGAAUCCUCACUCUCACACACCUUCACUGUGAGAGAGGCCAGGACUAAUUUGUUGUUUUUUUUGUCUUUUGACUUCCGUACAAAUGAUAAAGACAAAGCUUAGAACAUCUUUCCUUUUGUUUCAUUUCCUCACUUUUUAUGACCUCUCCUUCCCCUCCUUUCCUUUUGCCUCCCUCCCUCGCUCUCUCUCUCUCUUUAUCUCCCUCUAAACUGUGCUUCUUAUCUUGUCACUAGUGGUUUAUUUUCCUAUCCGCCCACAAAAAAUGACAUUGUUCCACAGCACAGGCCUCAUCCUGUUCCAGUUCUUUACAUACACACGCACACACACACACACACACACACACAAUCAAGCCAUACCAUUACUAUUGUCUUAAAGGUAUAGUUUGGAUUUUUGAAGUGGGGUUGUAUGAGUUACUUAUCCAAUGUCAGACAGCGAGAUAAAGCGGUGACAAUAUGCUAAAUAUAGCGUACACUUAAACUGAUAUUGAUUCCUGUUUGUUAAGGCGGGCCUCUCUUUCAGCCCACAUGCCCCGACAUUUACCUUAAAGGAUCUUCAAGGAGAGUGGAAACAUCGUCGCUUUUCACACAAUAAAACACUUCUGAGUCGACUCCCCGACAGUCUGCAAACGUAACAUAUGUGCCAAUGUUUACC
Molecule: messenger RNA, 9707 nt
Organism: Anarrhichthys ocellatus (wolf-eel)
Lineage: Eukaryota; Metazoa; Chordata; Actinopteri; Perciformes; Anarhichadidae
Product: ELKS/Rab6-interacting/CAST family member 1-like
Exons: 24
Coding region: 3368-6925 (1185 amino acids)
Biological process (GO): regulation of synaptic plasticity; neuromuscular synaptic transmission; maintenance of presynaptic active zone structure
Cellular component (GO): cytoskeleton of presynaptic active zone
Molecular function (GO): structural constituent of presynaptic active zone
Source: RefSeq, a predicted model, not a curated record